AACUAUGCUAGAGUACUGUAGAUGCAGAGAGGUGUGUGUAGUGUAUCGUCAGCCGUAUGUGUCUGAGACAGCGGCGUGGGAUCUACAGGAUGAUUGACAGUUGCCUGUGCUGAGUCACGUAGCAGAAUGCCCGGUGUGCCCUGUGGGGCCUUGCAACACCACACUGUGCCCGUAGCCUGUGCCAUCAUCUGUUCCUGGCUGUUGAUCCUGGUCCAUCCUGCCUUUUGCCAGAAACCUGCAAAGCUGCCUCUGGUGGGCCGCAAGCCUUUCCUGGCAGCCUGGAAUGCUCCACUGGAUAUGUGUAUGUUGAAGUACAAUAUCGAUGUCAGCCUUGAUCUUUUCCAUAUCAGUGGCAGUCCACGAGCCGUCCACACGGGCCAAAAUGUCACCAUCUUCUAUGCCAACCGCCUGGGCUACUACCCUUUCUACAACGAGCAAGGGGUUCCCAUCAAUGGAGGCCUACCUCAGAACAGCAGCCUUGAAGCACAUCUUCACAAAGCCCGAAAAGACAUCGCACACUUCAUCCCUUCGGAAGACUUCCGUGGCUUGGCUGUGAUCGACUGGGAGUUCUGGCGGCCACAGUGGGAUCGUAACUGGAAUAAAAAGUACAUUUACCGACAGCGUUCAAGCGAGCUGAUUACACAGGCUUACCUUAAUGUGACCGACCAACAGGUGCAAGAGCUGGCACGCUUGCGCUUUGAGAAGAGCGCCAAGGAGUUCAUGCAGGGCACACUGAAGCUAGGCACACAAACUCGUCCGCAUGGACUCUGGGGUUUUUAUCUCUACCCUGACUGUCACAAUUACAAUGUACAUGAACAUGACUACAAUGGCACAUGCCCCCACCAAGAGAGCAAACGCAAUGACCAGCUGUUUUGGUUGUGGAACAGCAGCACUGCCCUCUUCCCAGCCCUCGCUAUACGCAAAGGCCAAAUGGACAGCAUUCACAACCUGCACUUCUCACAGAACAGGGUACUGGAGUCACUGCGACUGGCCUCCCUUACCUCACUGCCCUAUGAGCUGCCUACAUAUGUAUACACACGCUUGGGGUAUAGAGAUGAGGCCAUGGCGUUUCUGACCCAGAAAGACUUGAUACAUACAAUAGGAGAAAGCGCUGCUUUGGGUGCUGCAGGAUUUGUCAUUUGGGGGGACCUCAACCUCACUUCUUCAAGGCACAACUGUUCCAAAGUGAAGGCUUUUCUGAAUCAUAGACUGGGUCAGUACAUCACUAACGUUACCUGGGCAGCAGAAAUCUGUAGCGACUUACUGUGUCAGUCCAAUGGGCGAUGUGUCCGUAGAGACCCACAGGCACCACACUACCUGCACCUGAGCCGCGGCAGCUAUCGGAUCCUGUCCAAUCGAAACGGCACAUUCACCGUGACCAGACUGCAAUCUAAGAACGAGCGGCAGAUGCUGGCCGACAAGUUCCGCUGUCACUGUUACCAGGGGUAUGAAGGAGAGCGCUGUGAUAGCAUAGAGCCGGAGGAGACAGAGGAGGACAACAUGAUCAAAGAGGAUGUGGAGAAGGAAAAGAAGGAACCAGAGGUCGACAAUGACAUACAGGAUAGUGCUGUGCCUUUACAAAACGCCCUCGCCGUGACUGUUCUGCUCCUCUUGUUGAACUUCAGUUCUAUUUAGAGGUGAAGCGUGUAUUUUGUGGACCACUAACAUCAUAAGGGUGCUGUUUUAUAAAACAGGUUUACCAAAGAAGACAAGCUUAUUUCAGUUAGUCUGACUUAUUUUGAACCAAAUCAACUGACAUUUAGUCAGACUAACUGAAUUAAACCUGGCUUAUUUGGUAAACGUGUUAUAUGAAACAGGCCUCAGGGGGAACUGCAAAAACAACAAUUAAUGUUUCCAAACAUGUUUUCCAAACACUCCCCCAUUGGUUGAAUAAACCGCUAGCCCCGCCCAAACUCACGUCAUUCGUUAAGACACUGUUGGCGUAGACAGUUGGUCAGAUUCACAAACAGAUAAAUGUUUUUAAAAUGCUCCAGAGCCAAAGUUUACACUAGUUGUCAACCAAAAUAUUUUUUUUAGAUAGAUAGUAGCUUAGAGAGCAAGUUGGUCAAUGGCUGAUAAAUAUAUAUGAGAAUUUGAUUUAGAGAUACCAAAUAAGUCAUGCUGCAAUUAAUUUUAAUACAGCUGACAACUAAACUUGGCAACCUACAGAGCUUAUUUACAGUUGUAUUUUCUUCUAUCUGAGAUUAGAAAAAUGAUACACUUCACCUUUAAUGAAAAGCGGCUAAACAGCCACUUUAUGGCACAUCAUGACUCAGUCAGGUUUUAAUAUUUGUGACUUUGCAAUACUGAAAAAUGAUAGCUGUUACAAUGGUGCUGUAUGCUAAUGUAGAUGAGAUGCAAGCCUUGUUUGCACAAACUUCAGUCUAAAUAUUUUUUUUAAGAACUGUUCUGGAUGCGUGCUUGAUGAUUGUUAACUUGCCACUGUUUUCAGACAGGAAAGGUUAAAUCUAUGCAGUCUGUUUUUACAAAUAGCUAAACUUAAAAUAAUUCUAUAUCAAUUCAUCAUUAUUUUAAGUUAAUUGUGCUAGUGGGUCAAAAUAAUCCUUAGCCUAAUGGUUAAAAAAUCAUAAUAAAAUAAAAUGUGCUUCAAAUGAUAAUAUAGUAUACAAAAAACUUCAGAUGUUACUGUUCUCAUUUUAUUGAAUUGUAUAAAACAGUACAAAUGCCAACAUGUAAUUAUACCAUUACAUGAAACAAUCAAUCUUUAUAUCUUUCGUCAUAUUUUAAGCUUUUAUUGAUAUCGCACACUAGAAUAAAUCAUUGUACUCAUCAUAUUAAUGAUGAGAAAACUCAGUGGACACAAACAGAGUUGAAGCUAGUUGAAUUUCGUUAAAGUACAAAGUCUCAUUUUGUUGUUUUGUCCCCCAAAUUCCUGAAAUGUGUGUUAAACCAAAGAUUAUGAAGAUGUAUGUUUACACAUGUAAGUCUGCAUUUGCUAAACCACAGAAUGCUGUGGUGUGUGAAAACUCAUUAUGAUUGUACGUUAAACUGUAUUUUUAUGCUCUUGUUUGAAUGAAGCCAGAAUGAUUGAUACUCAAUACAAAGAAAAGUAUUAUGCCUCAACACCUUUCAUUACUCUGAAUACUUUUAAUUAGCAAAAUCUAGGAACUGUAAUAGAGGUCGACAGAUUGUCUUACAUGUCCAGGUUCAGACUGAAGGAUAAUCAGACCAUGUUUUAUCAAUAUUUUCUGACCCGUUUUGACUGUACAGUUUUCUAAAAUGCUGCAUUUUUUGUUCCAUGUAGACUGUAGCUUGUAUGAGGCACUAUUAUCAGAGCCUUCAUUAUUGGUCAGUGUCUUUUGAUUUGAUUUUUUAUUUUUACCUCAGUGCUAAAGUUCUCUGAAAUAUAUUUCCACAUAGUUAUUUUUUAUUCAUCUCAAAAUCAAUCAUUUAUGCAAUAUGUAAUUCAUUACUUGAUUAUUUUUUUAUUUUAAAUAUACAUUGAGCAAUACCAUUAAUCAAAUACUCGAUGAAGACAAAUUUUGCUUGAGUCUUGAUGCACUGCAAAUAAAGGAUUGUAACCUGG
Carassius auratus (goldfish) is the source of this 3547-nucleotide messenger RNA. It is a transcript of the gene hyal4, whose product is annotated as hyaluronidase 4. The record is from RefSeq and is a predicted model, not a curated record. NCBI's taxonomy places the organism in Eukaryota, Metazoa, Chordata, Actinopteri, Cypriniformes, Cyprinidae. Gene Ontology annotation, biological process: carbohydrate metabolic process; hyaluronan catabolic process. Gene Ontology annotation, molecular function: hyalurononglucosaminidase activity. The transcript has 4 exons. Gene Ontology annotation, cellular component: cytoplasmic vesicle. Bases 127 to 1635 code for a protein of 502 amino acids.